This is a messenger RNA of Histoplasma capsulatum G186AR, 1011 nucleotides long. RefSeq lists its product as uncharacterized. The record is from RefSeq and is a predicted model, not a curated record. Lineage: Eukaryota; Fungi; Ascomycota; Eurotiomycetes; Onygenales; Ajellomycetaceae. The coding region runs from base 1 to 1011 and encodes 336 amino acids. The transcript has 4 exons.
AUGGCAACGCUUAUUCCCAUAUCCACCUCUUCUCAGACAACAGUUAAAGAGCAAUUAGAGCAACAAGCCAAUGGAGGUUGGAAUUCCUGGACCCCAGAAGAGCAAGGCGGCAUCCUCGCAGCAUCAAUACUGGUGUUCCUAUUUUUCUCCGCAUUAGCUUUAUUCAUCUCUCUCCGUGUUCCGGAGCAGCGCAAAGGUAUCAGACUAGUGGAUGCAGAGCCGGGAAUACAUGAGAGACAGGAGGGAAGAGAGCCGCGGAAAGCCAGCAGGAAGCGGGGCUCAAGAUGCCCAGCAUCAGUGCCGCAGACGCUGCCGGGUCCUCGAUCUCAACCAAACAGAAAUACAUGUGCGCCCGCUGCGAAAAAUGGUGGCAGCAAGGGGGCUACGAGGAGAUUUAGUUCCGAUGAACGCCGUUGUUUAGAGCCCGGCGGGCACCAAGGGAGGAAGCGGGGAUCAACUGGAGGAUUCUACGGCGGAGAUACUCGCAAGCAAAGGGAGAUGCAGCGUUCACGUUCGUGUCCGGGUCCACGAGAUCGGGAACGCUCAGAGAGGAGGGUAGGGCAGAGCGGUGCGGGAUCACAUUGGAACGGACGGCAAAAGCCCCGCGAAAGUAUAUUGGUCUGCGAUGGGAGUGAUGAAACACUCGAGCGGACGAUGAGUAGUGAUUCUAUGGACAGUUAUGCUGAUGGUGACCCGGGACCGUCAACACGAAAGGGAAAGGAGAAGACAAGAACCCAUCCACGUCGCCGGAGCGAAGGAGCCAAGGCAUAUACAAACACACGUAUGGGUUUGAACCUGGUGGAUGAGCAACCAGGAUGCGUCCUGUGCCAGCUCAAGGCGAGGGAUAUAGUGACUAAAACCCAGGAUCGAGACAGCCCAGAAGCUAGAAUAGUGGAAUCAUUGCCGCAGAGUGAGGAUCGUGUGAAAGGAAAUGCGUUUUCGGAACUCGAAAAGGACAAUCAACAGGCCAAUUCCAUUUUUACGGCUGGCAUAUCAGUGCUAGUGCAAUAG